Messenger RNA from Drosophila subpulchrella, 923 nucleotides. Its product is annotated as G-protein coupled receptor Mth-like. The record is from RefSeq and is a predicted model, not a curated record. The coding region runs from base 31 to 858 and encodes 275 amino acids. The transcript is spliced from 6 exons. Lineage: Eukaryota; Metazoa; Arthropoda; Insecta; Diptera; Drosophilidae.
GCUCGAAGUGGAGUAGGUUGUAGAUCCUAAAUGGCGUUGUAUUAUUACGGUGUUGUCGUCAUGCCGAUAUCGCUAACAUGUGUUAUCCUUACAAUCGCCGCUUAUCUUUAUGUUAAGGAGCUCCGAAAUACACUCGGCAAGUGCCUUAUAAGCUGCCUUUUUAACAUCUUCUUGUGGCAGAGCUUAGGUUUAGUCCAAAUGUGGUUCUCAGUACCCGGUUCCGUUAAAGAAGUUUCCUUUAUCUUCUUUUUUGCGCACAAUUUGUGGCUCUCAGUUAUAAGCUAUCAUUUAUGGAGGACUUUCAAGUCGGUCAAUGGCGAAGAACCCCGUUUUCUGUUCCUGACCUACAAUGUCUACGUGUGGUUUCCUACUACGAUCCUACCUGGAGCCGCUGCGUUGAUAUACAUUCUUGAUCAACCAACGAAUACAGUGAAUAUGUUUUUGCUAUUUGCCUUCCUGACAUUAUUAAUAUCCAAUUUCUUUAAUUUGACUAUGAUCAUCUUAACGAUCACCCACAUUCUGAAAUUAAAGAGACAAACUAUGAAGUUUGGGCAAAGGGAAGGGGAGAUUACGACCUCCAUAAAUUUGGACAGUGAGACACAUAGUUAUCUUUACUGGCUUCGGAUCCUUUUUGUAGUUGUACUGCCUUGGUCUCCUUGGAUUGGUUACUUUCAAAAUGAUAUGAAAUUAAAGCACCUGGUAUUUGAUGUUAACGACUUUAUAUGUUGGGGCUAUGGUUUUUGGCAUUUUAUACUGCUUAUCCUAAACCGCUCCACCCUAAGGCUACUCAUGGACAGAUUUUUAGAAAGUCCAAAACAGCAGUGUGUCCGCGCUCAGAGGGUAAAAAACCCGGCUUAAUGAAGGUUUACUUAAUAUUGCACAAUUGUUUUUCAUAUUUUGUCAAAAAAAAAUAAAGAAACACU